Messenger RNA from Saccostrea echinata, 836 nucleotides. Its product is annotated as ALX homeobox protein 1-like. The record is from RefSeq and is a predicted model, not a curated record. Bases 1 to 741 code for a protein of 246 amino acids. Lineage: Eukaryota; Metazoa; Mollusca; Bivalvia; Ostreida; Ostreidae. Gene Ontology annotation, biological process: regulation of transcription by RNA polymerase II. The transcript is spliced from 4 exons. Gene Ontology annotation, molecular function: RNA polymerase II transcription regulatory region sequence-specific DNA binding; DNA-binding transcription factor activity, RNA polymerase II-specific.
AUGGCAUCGGAGAUUCAGAAAUCGCGGACUGAGACCCAGAAACUUGUUAAAAAUUUCACGGAAGAAGAGGACGAAGAAAUUGAUGUCGUCGACGAAACAGAUUCUAUAAACGACUCCACGGAAACUCCAGAAUCUCCCACUGCGGACGAGGAUGAUACAGACGAUGUUUCGGCGGCUAAGAAACAGCGCCGGAACCGCACGACAUUCACCUCGGACCAGCUCCGGGAACUAGAGGCGGUGUUUCAACACACCCACUAUCCAGACUGUACACUCCGUGAACAGAUCGCUGAAAAGGUGGAUCUAACAGAGGCGAGAGUGCAGGUUUGGUUCCAAAACAGACGAGCAAAAUGGAGGAAACAGGAAAAAAAUAUUGUCAGGAUGUUUGAUGUCUUCCGACACCGUGUUGACCCAUUUCCCAUCAUGCCCCAUCCUCUGUCUUACAGUCCCUCAGCAUUUUCAUCCGUCCGUCCAUCUCUGUUUCCAUGGUUACCCCGGCUUCCUCUCACUAUGCCACCAAUGUUCCCAAUUUCUCCACUUUUGCCGGUCAGACCUUCUUAUAAAGGAGACUCGCCAGUGGGACCACUGAGCAAACACAACAGCGACUCCAUGAAGUAUUACAACUCGUACGCAAGAGACUAUUUACAGAAGUUCACAUCCGAAAAUCGGGACAAGUACGAAAGAGAGGGCAAAGAUCGCUUGAGAUCAAGGACGCCCAGUCCCGUGAGAGCGCCUCCGCCGUAGGGAACUGUGACUUUUAUGUCAUUGAUUGGAGAAUUGACAGAACUACACAAAUGACCGAUGUGUUCGUCACCAUUCCUUCAUUCGUCCAUCUUUCA